This is a messenger RNA of Neurospora crassa OR74A, 1957 nucleotides long. Its product is annotated as zinc finger protein gcs1. Gene Ontology annotation, cellular component: Golgi membrane. The record is from RefSeq and is a predicted model, not a curated record. The coding region runs from base 387 to 1559 and encodes 390 amino acids. Gene Ontology annotation, biological process: regulation of endocytosis; regulation of ARF protein signal transduction. Gene Ontology annotation, molecular function: GTPase activator activity. The transcript has 3 exons. Lineage: Eukaryota; Fungi; Ascomycota; Sordariomycetes; Sordariales; Sordariaceae.
ACGUGACCUAAUGAUCAGCAUGCCUCGAUCUUCCAACACUUCGGGUCGGGUUUCCGUCCUGGCUGGUCGCUCCAGUGCCACUAAAACGAAGGAAGGUAGCCGUCCGAGGUAAACCAACUGCUGAAGCGUAGGGCAGGGGGUGCCUGCAAUAGCGCGGGCGACUUCAUCAUUCAAGUCGCCAAUUGUCUGUCUGACUGAUUGUCCACCAGACAACCCCUACUGUAAUCCGAAACAUCACGCGACGCAACAUAGCGCAAGGAAUCCAAAGACGGCGAACUUCUUCUUCCAAUUUGCUUCGACGAGACUCUGCUCUCAAGUAGGCCGUCCCAGCGAGGAAUCACGUAACCGGUCGGUUCGCGCACAAUUGCACGUACAAGUUGCCCACCAUGGCUACCAAAGGGAUGUGGGAGAUAGACCCGGAGACGAAGUCCAAGCUCGCUGCGAUGCAGAAGGAGAACAACAACAACAUCUGCUGCGACUGCGGUGCCCCAAGCCCGCAAUGGUGUUCACCAAAGUUCGGCAUCUUUAUCUGCCUCUCGUGUGCGGGCGUUCAUCGCGGCCUGGGCGUGCACAUCUCCUUCGUGCGCUCGGUUUCCAUGGACGCCUUCAAGCAGGCCGAAAUUGAGCGCAUGCGGCUCGGCGGCAAUGACACCUGGCGCACCUUUUUCGAGAACCAUUCCGACACCAAGUUGCGCGGAAUCAGCUGGGACGAUGCGACGAUUGCGGAGCGGUACAGCGGCGAUGUUGGCGAAGAAUACAAGGAGAGGCUGAGUGCCAAGGUUGAGGGGAGGGAGUACGUGCCUGGGGAGAAGAAGCCACUGGCCCAGCAGCAGGAAACAAGUCAGAGUCCAAGCAGCGUGGCUGGUGGGGUGCCAUUGAGCGGCACGAGCAGUAGGACGGCCAGCCCUAAGCCGGGAACGACGAUCAAGGUGGACGACAAGUACUUUGCUAAACUGGGUGCUGCCAACGCCAGCAGACCGGACAAUCUGCCGCCUAGCCAGGGAGGAAAGUAUCAGGGCUUUGGGAACACAGUGUCGUCGCAGCCAAAGAAUGAUGGCGGCGCAAGCUUGCCGGGUCUCGAUGAGUUGCAAAAGGAUCCCGUGGCGGCGCUGAGUAAAGGGUUCGGAUGGUUUACCAAGACAGUGACCCAGACGGCGAAGACGGUUAAUGAGGGUUAUAUCCAGCCUACAGCUAAGCAGAUAGCCGAAUCAGAGCUCGCUGCAAAAGCCCGUGUUGCGGCAGCGCAAGCCGCCGUUUCAGCACAGACUGUAGCACAGGCUGGCGCCAAAACCGCGACAGAGAGUUUCAACCGGUUUGUCGAGGGAGGACCUUCCAACUCCGCUGGUGGUGGCUAUAGGUCAGUUCCCUCUGGCGGUGGUGGCAGCAACUUUGACGAGAGCAAGAGGUCGUUUUGGGAUGACUUCUCUAGCGCGGCCGACCAGAGAAAGCCAGCCGGUAGCUCAAUCGGGACAGCAGUUAUGGGCAAGGGUGGAAGCAGCGGUAGCUCCACUGCUCCUCCCCCAGCAGCUUCCAAGAAGGACGAGUGGGAUGACUGGUAGAUGGCUUGUUGACCCGUAGCGUCAUUGGAUGAAUAGUGAGGUGGAAUAGUGGUAAUGGAAUCAUUUACAGCCUAUGAUUUUUGUCUUUUACUGUAUUGUCAUUUGGGCUGAUCAAGGAGGUCAACGGUGUUGUGUUCAAGGUGAGACCGACUUGGGGUGUUGAGAUGCAAUGGUCAGGGUCAGGGUAGGGUAGGUAAACUAAUCGAUAUUUUCGAAUCGACUCCGGCGUCGGAGGAUCCAGUGUACGGCGAGGUCCCGUCGCUGAGACCAGAGAGGUGUCUACAGAAAUUGGUGAGGUCAAGUGAUGGCUCAUUGCUCUAAGCAGUAUUAGACUUGAUAACGAUUUCUUAUUUUCGUCGAGUCACUGAACCAAGAAUAAGACCAAGUGCAUUGGCAGU